AUGCUAUUCACGGUAGCUACCAUCGUUUUAGCUAUUAUCACCUUCUUUGGCUGCUACGAGCACGCGUGGGGGCUACGUGAUAUCUACUACAUGAAGCUAGAUUUCUCGGGUAUAAGUGUCGACGGAAUAUCCCUUGCAUCUAUGACAGAGGAAGCUGGACUUUAUCCAAUUUACCAGAUCGGUUCCAACGGCUACUGCUACGGAACCAAAUCCGGAAAUGGAUCGACAUCCAUAAAAGGGUGCAAGACGCCGAUGGAGCCCUUCUGGUUUGACAUUGUUACGUUCGCAGAAAGCCAGUCGACAGUAAUCGCCAGCGUGCUCAAGUACGUGGACUUACCGAGUGAGGUCACUGAGUACGAAUCUAUUCUGAAGUCCGCUUCAAUUGCAAUGUGGGCUCUUUGGAUUGCCACUAUGGGUCUUUCAGCGAUCCAAAUCAUUAUAGGCUUUUUCGCCUUUAGGUCGCGAGGAGCCUCUUUUGCGUCCGCGUUUGUGAGUGUGUUGUCGUUCUUGUCGUCUCUCGUCGCUGCUGGCAUUGCAACUGGAAUCUACUCUAUUUAUGAGAGCAAGUUCAAUGACUAUGUCAAGAAAUACGGUGUUUCUGCAAGCAUCGGAAGCAGCGGACUCGGUCUAGCCUGGGCCACCGUGGCGGUCUGCCUGAUUGCCGGAGUUUCCUGGAUUCUUUCCAUCUGUGUUGGUUCUACCUCCCACAGACACGAGCGGCUGCCGGACUACGACGACGAAAAAGCCUUCAUCAGGUACGUUCCUGAACAUUAG
Molecule: messenger RNA, 774 nt
Organism: Wickerhamiella sorbophila
Lineage: Eukaryota; Fungi; Ascomycota; Dipodascomycetes; Dipodascales; Trichomonascaceae
Exons: 1
Coding region: 1-774 (257 amino acids)
Biological process (GO): fungal-type cell wall organization
Cellular component (GO): cell cortex of cell tip; plasma membrane
Source: RefSeq, a predicted model, not a curated record